AUGAUAACAACACGGCCAGGAGGAGAGCCAAAGUCGUCGGACACCAAAUGGGAGUCCGGGAAAAAGGAAGCCACGCUCCAAUUUCCGGAGAGGAACCCUGGUGAAGGAGAUCCAUUCCGAAAUUGGAGCAGAGCAAGGGUGGGAGAGGAAGGAAGUGGCCUUGGAACUUGUCACAUCAAUGGAAAGUUUGGUCAAAGGACCAUUGAGUUGAUUGUGUCUACUCACCUAGCUGGUCUGCUUCUGCUUUUCAACACAAGAGACUUGAUGAGUUACACUGACAUCCAAACUAUACUGAACGUAACCGAUGAAGAUCUAGUGCGGUUACUUCUUUCCUUGUCUUGUGCUAAGUACAAGAUUCUUAUCAAGGAUCCAAACACAAAGACUUUUUCCAAGAAUGAUGUUUUUGAAUUCAACUCCAAAUUCAACGUUGGAAUGCGCAGAGUAAAGACCCCUCUCCCUCGUGCUGAUGAAAGGAAGAAAGUCGUUGAAGAUGUAGUAGAGAAAGACAGGCGCUAUGCAAUUGAUGCUGCCAUUGUCAGGAUCAUGAAGGGAAGUAAAGUAUUGGGAUAUCAACAACUUGUUUCUGAGUGUGUCGAGAAACUUAGCCGGAUGUUCAAGCCUGAUAUUAAAGCGAUCAAGAAACGUAUCGAAGAUUUAAUAAACAGAGAUUAUUUGGAGAGGGACAAGGAAAAUCCUAACAUGUUUAGGUACUUGGCUUAG
Microthlaspi erraticum is the source of this 720-nucleotide messenger RNA. Lineage: Eukaryota; Viridiplantae; Streptophyta; Magnoliopsida; Brassicales; Brassicaceae. The record is from the annotation of a GenBank genome assembly.